CAAAUUUCCGAAAAAACCCGUAUGGUUACUUCUCUUCCUACUUUAUAAUGCUAUGUGUUUGUCACAAUGAUGAAAGGAGUGUUGCUGCUGCCCCACCUAUAACUGCAACAGUCAACGUAAAGGGGUUGUUUUGUCUGUUGCAGACAACGUUGCGUUAGACAACCCCUUUACGUUUUUAAACUUUAUUAUUUAGGGCCGUGUUGUACCAGCAGUUAGCUCAGCUAGCAGAAGUUCGGCGCAUAGCAAUCCGCCUUGUUCUCACCUAACCUACAGUCAUGGCCUCCUUCUCUCCACACAACUUCUCCUGGCUUGAACCCGGGAAGCUGGCCGGGUUGGCCAUGCCCAGGAUGCCAAGUGAAUACCGCUAUCUGCUGGACAACGGAGUCAGACACCUCGUUUGUCUGUGCGAGAGGAAACCACCAAACCAUGACACCUGCCCAGAGCUGCAGCUUCACCACAUCAAGAUAGCUGACUUCACUCCUCCUUCUCCCAGUCAGAUUGAUCAGUUUCUCUCCAUCGUGGAAGGAGCCAACUCCAAAGGAGAGGGCGUGGCCGUCCACUGCAUGCACGGCCACGGCAGGACGGGCACCAUGCUGGCCUGCUACCUGGUGAAGAGCCGGAAGAUGUCCGGGCCCGACGCCAUCGCAGAGAUCCGCAGGAUCCGGCCCGGCUCCAUCGAGACCCACGAACAGGAGAAGGCCGUGGUGCAGUUCUACCAGCGCACAAAGUAGCUCUGCCACGGCGGCGAGCAUGAGAAGUCUGCACUGGAACUGUAUGCAGUCAGCGUUUUGGAAAUGAGAUGUAGAAUUAGGGAGUGUGUGUUAAAAGUGUAUUCGAUUUAAAUUAAUCUGCAAUUGGUGUUACUGGGACAAACAUUUCUGGUUUUAAAGACACACGCCUUGCUUUGUUUGCUGUACUGCAACCUGGAAAAGCGCUCAUUGUUUCAUUUUGUCAUCUUUCGUCCAACAACUUUAACAUGUUUUAGUUGGAUUUUAUGGAAGUGGCAAGUUUCGGUUUUCAAAAAGUCUAUAUUUAGGUCUGGGCUUUGACUGAGCCGUUACAACACAUGGCUGUAGUUUCAGGCUCGUCGUCCUGCUUCAAGGUAAAUCUCUGCUCUAAUUUCA
Molecule: messenger RNA, 1124 nt
Organism: Poecilia reticulata (guppy)
Lineage: Eukaryota; Metazoa; Chordata; Actinopteri; Cyprinodontiformes; Poeciliidae
Gene: dusp23b
Product: dual specificity phosphatase 23b
Biological process (GO): protein dephosphorylation
Source: RefSeq, a predicted model, not a curated record